Messenger RNA from Cyphellophora europaea CBS 101466, 2562 nucleotides. RefSeq lists its product as uncharacterized. NCBI's taxonomy places the organism in Eukaryota, Fungi, Ascomycota, Eurotiomycetes, Chaetothyriales, Cyphellophoraceae. Bases 1 to 2562 code for a protein of 853 amino acids. The transcript has 2 exons. The record is from RefSeq and is a predicted model, not a curated record.
AUGGAAAUUUCGGAACCUGUCUCCCUCGCACGGCUCCCUCGGAGCCCGCAGGGAGUGAACGAUGUCACCUUUGGCUCUGUCUGGGGCUGGCGCAGUGGAGUGAAGAGAAAGCGGCAUGAGAUAUGCGCGGCAAUCGAGAGCACUUGCUUGAACAUCUACGAGGCGCAGAGCGGUCGAGUACUGUUUUCCUACGCUGUCCCACCAUCGACCGUUUUCUCUGGUCCACCAUGCUCAUUGCGGUGGAAAGAGCAUGGUUCUACCCACCGCCAAACAUGCUUUGCUACCUCCGACCACGGCCUCCGCCUGCACUCAGUAUGGUCCCGGGGAUCUGAAACCGCGAAGCCCAUUUCUGUCGAGCUUGUGACAUCUGCGAGCCCGGUCAUACAUCUCGAACCUUCAAGGAGCGAUACUUCGGUAACAAUCACUGUGCUUCAGGCAGACGGGACGGUGACUAUUGUCUCGGGCGACCUACAGUCCGUUGCAUCCAGCAAGAUUGCUUUGAAAGAGGGAGCCCCGAUCCAUAUUACCGCUGCCUCAUUGUUGACUGCAGCCAAUGCUCGCAAAUUUGUGCUGAAGGCGAGACCUGAUAUCUCCAGCAUUGUGGGUAAUGACUCCCAGGUGCUUCUUGUAGCCACACAGUCGCAGCAGCGAGGAAUGCAACGCAGGGCACUCACAUAUGCAGCUUGGUCACUCGAUUUGGCUAGUCGACGACCAUCACAUCAGCUGGAGAUCUCGCCGUUGUUCGAGCACGAUCUCAGCCACCUAACACCUGCCCUCGCCAAUACGGACGUUGAGAUUACUUCCUCGUCCUUCGGAGUUCGUAACAUGUGCUUGGAUUUCAGAAUCUCACGGGGGCUCUACAGAAUCGACCUGCAUGGCGCUACACCACGACCCCUCCCGCCUGUUUCUGAAGUUCUGUCAGGAUCUCUUGACCUGAUCACAGUCUCACCAUCUCAUGUUCUGGCGGCAUAUGCGGGUAGAAUGCGCAUUCUCGACGUCAACUACUCGACUGUUCGUCUCGAGUACAAUCGGAAGAGAAAGCGCGAGGGCCGAGGACCCGCCACUCAGUUUCACUUCAUUUCCUAUUUCUCCCAGAUAAAUCGUGUUUUGGCCCGCGAUGGGAGUCGUCUUCUGGCCAUUGAUCUCACACCUAUAACUGGCCAUGAUGGGAAACAGUUGGCUACCUCUACUUUGUCCGACAACCUCGGCCGCGGCCUGGCUGUACAGUCUCAAGUCAAUACAAACGUGCGCCUUGUAGGACAAGCAAUUGGUACUGGUGGUCCUGUUACCCAACCGCUGUCUCCCGUUUGGAAGACCAAACUCAGCACGAUGUUGGACGACAAUAACGUCGACGGCUUCGAGAGUAUCGUCAUCAGCCAUUUCGGCUCGGAGGGAGAAUCUAGCAGCAAUGUGAAUCUGUCUGACGAGCUUGUGGAUUUUGUUAUCUCAAGCAUGUUUAACGCGCAAACGGUCAGUGAGGACCAGGGCCGUCAGAUUCGCCUCCAGCUCAACAUCUCAGCGAGCAGUCUGCUGAAAGCUCUUAACGAACGCGGAUAUCUUCGCCCGUCCAGUCUUCGAAGAGCCCUUAGACUUGGAAGGGAGCAAAUGGCUUCGCAUCUACGUCCCGACGGUGUCGCCAGAGCGCUCCAAGAUGCCGAUCCUUCUCUCAAUCUCUUGUUGGACUUCUCCAGCAGUAAUGGUAGCCCCGAUGUUUCUGAACACUGCCGGCUGCUGAAAUACCUAAUUCAACAAGCACUGACGGAUGGGAAUGUGUCUCAGCCACCGCGACUCAUGGCCGCCGAAGCCUCAGAACAGACGGCAAUGGAGGUGCUGUCCGACGUGGAAAAUUUGAAAGGCAAACAAGAUCCGGCUAUGUUGGAGCACUGCUUAGUUGCCGUCCUAGACCGUUUCGGCAGGUUCAGCUUGACUUCGAUCUCAACAAGUAUACGAUCAGUCCUUUCCAGCGAGGAAGUCUUCGGUGUGGUCCAAAUACUUCGACAGCAGAUGUUCCGCAGCGGACACACUGGCUCAUUACUUGCUUCUGAGCCCGAAGAGAACCUCUCGCUGCACCGUCGUGUUUCGCUGGAGUCUGCGGUGAAAAUAUUAUCAGCGUGUGUUGAUGCGAUCGGGCCUCUUGAUCUUGUCAGCGAUAAGGCCGAGGAUGACUUCAUCGAGAGAAUCUUCCCAGAUCUGUUGUCCGAGAUAUCUCUCGCCACGCAGUAUAUCGAAGAGUCAGCAGAUCUGCAAGGACUGCUACGCGAGACACUUCGGCAUGCCGAGGCGCAGGAACCUACUGUGCAUAGCAAUGAUGCGAAUCGAGCCAAGGGCCUACAAACAGGUCGUCCAGGUCAGAUUGUUACAAUCUACGAGCAAAGAACUGAGGAUGAUGCAAUCAGCGACCUGCCAGGAGCCCUUCCUUUGAGCCUACGAGCUGACGGCGCUUUCGAGGCUAUCAAGGUUCGGCGUGGCGGAGGGCAGGUAACGCAGCGAAGUGAAAGGGAGACGCUCAUGUUGGAGAACCGGCAGAAAGGACCGUACACGUUCGAGAGACUGUUCCUAUAG